AUGGAGCCACACAUGGCGCGCCUCAAGGGUGCAGACAACAGAUAUUUCAAUCGUCUUGAUGCCAGGAAGUCUCAAGCGUCGAACGUACCGAGUAUUUCAGUGCGCAGUAUGGGAGAUGAUCCCACAUCACCGACAUCACCUACUCAGCGAGCAACCCGCUGGAGCUGGACAAACUCGGAGGCUCCAUCAACGCCUCGCUUAAACAUCGAGAGGAAAAGGACAUCGAAUGGAUCACUCGUUCCCAACUACAAGCCUGUCGGAUUUGGCAACAACUACCAUUUGAAAUCCAUCCAAGAGGACAGUCUUUCACCUCCUUCACUAAGGUCAAACUCUCCACCUCCACCUCCAUUGCCGAGAUCAAACUCGGUGCCCAGGGGAGGAGUGCCUGGCAAAGCUCAAGAGUUCCUAGAAACCGGCGGUACUGGCUAUCUACCUCCAAGGAUACCACCCAAAGCCAAGUCGGGUACCUGGAAAUCAGUCUUCCGCGGCUGA
Molecule: messenger RNA, 492 nt
Organism: Aureobasidium vineae
Lineage: Eukaryota; Fungi; Ascomycota; Dothideomycetes; Dothideales; Saccotheciaceae
Source: the annotation of a GenBank genome assembly